AAACGACAAUGGAUCCAGAUAAUUUUAUUAACACACACACAAUUUCAGUAAACAGUAAGAACUUUAAUAAAACAAAUGACAAAUUCUACAGCGGUGUUGCAAAAAUCGAUUCAACAAAAAACAAUAUUCCCGGAUACAACUCGACAAUUACAACUACUCCUGCAACAUUAAGCCCGAUGUUCAUAAACAAUACAACCCAAAGCUGGGUAGAAACACUUCUGGCAUCUGAUGACGACGAACAGGAAGACACUUGGGAAGAUUCCUUAAUAAUCGCUUUGAAAUCUUCUAUUAUGGGUUUCAUAAUAAUGGCUGCUUUAUUUGGCAAUCUUUUGGUUAUUGUGAGUGUCAUGAGACAUCGUAAACUCCGAGUUAUAACUAACUACUUCGUAGUGUCGUUAGCACUGGCGGACAUGUUAGUGGCGCUGUGUGCCAUGUGCUUUAACGCGAGCGUCGAGCUGACGGGUGGAACGUGGUUGUUCGGAUAUUUCAUGUGCGACGUGUGGAAUUCCUUGGACGUCUACUUUUCCACGGCGUCCAUCCUACACCUCUGCUGCAUAAGUGUGGACCGCUACUACGCAAUAGUUCAGCCUCUGGAUUAUCCUUUGAUCAUGACACAUGGAAAGUUGGCUAUAAUGCUGGCAGUUGUAUGGUGUUCGCCUGCGCUGGUUUCAUUCGUUCCAAUAUUCAUGGGUUGGUACACAACUGAAGAACAUCUUGAGUUCCGUAUGAAACAUCAAGACGUCUGUGGAUUCACCGUCAAUAAACCGUACGCAGUCAUAUCUUCAAGUGUUUCUUUCUGGGUCCCUGGCGUCAUAAUGAUCUUCAUGUAUUAUCGCAUUUACGUGGAGGCUGAUCGUCAAGAGCGGAUGCUUUACAGGAGCAAGGUGGCCGCGGCGCUUCUCAACAAACACCUGCAGAUCAACGGAAUCAGCGCUGGAAUCACAGCCUUGCAGCAGCCAAUCAACGGCGACGUCAUGCCCGGAGUUGUAUCCGGAUCCGGUGGCCCGGAGUCCGUGUCAGAGCCCAUCACCAGCAGCAGUAAGAUGAAGCGAGAGAGGAAAGCUGCCCGCACCCUCGGAAUCAUCAUGUCGGCCUUCCUCGCGUGCUGGCUUCCGUUCUUCUUAUGGUACAUCAUCACGACCCUCUGCGGAGACAAAGUGUGUUACUGCCCCCCUGUGGUUGUAGCCAUCGUCUUCUGGAUCGGGUACUUCAACUCCGCGUUGAACCCACUUAUCUACGCUUAUUUUAACCGAGAGUUCAGAGCGGCUUUUAAGAAGACACUCCAGUCCUGCUGUUAUCACAUCUUCUUUGUCAGAUCACCUGACAGAAAUGGAUUUUGCAUAAAUACAUGCAGAGGACGCGGUGGGUGUAGUGUUCGAGAAGACGGUAGUACCACGAGAAGAGAUAUAUCUAAUAGUAAUGCAUCUUCGGAGAUCCACAUGAACAAUCAUUUGAGAUCGAAUGGAAGAGGGGCAAGAGAUUCAUCUGGCAGUGGAGGUAUAGUGCAGAACGUCAGUGACGUAAUAGAUUUCAAUGGCGUAGAGUCGGAGGAUGUGAUUUAACCCUUUAAAGCUUUAACAAUCAGAAACUUUGCAUUUUGUAUUUAUUUAUUUCGUAUGACUAUCACGGUGAACAGCGAUUAGAUCCUUAAACAGCGUCAAACAGUUGAUGUUUGUAGCGGUGAAAUGUGGUGUUUUCUUUGCGGUACGGACUGAAUUCUUAAAUAUUAUUUGGGCAAACUAAGGAUUUAAUGGUGCUGCUGUUCUCUACCGAAAGUUUGCGUAAGCUGUAUUUUAUGUUCAAAGAUAUUUUGAAAAAGAAAAAUAUAAUAUUCUACUCGAAUUCUGUGGAUAGUCACAAUAAUAUAUUUAUAUACGGAAAUCGAAUAUUAAUUUCACAGAAAAUUUCGGAGACAUUCGAAGAGAAAACAAAUCAAGUUGUCGGCCAGUGAUACAAUUUUUCCAAAUUCCAUGGAAGACUCAGGAUUGUAAGAUGAGCGCUUGUCCGUUUCGACUGACACAUUUUGAUAUAAUUUUAUAUAAGAAACUGUGAUUAAGAAUUCUUAAUGAAGGGUUUAUAUGCAUCUGUGGACACACUGCCUAACAGAUUUUGUCAUAUUUAUUGUAAUUGGUGAAAUAAUCACGAUAUCGAGCUUACACUGAAUUGAAUCACAUUAAAUAAAUACAAACGCUACAUGAAUGUAACCAGAAUAAUGAAGUGCGUUUCUCGCGUAUCUGGUCAACUAUUAUGCACACAAUUUCGUAAUGGCGUUAGUUAAUUGUUAUAACGUACUUUAAGGUCAAGAACUUCAUAGCCAAAAAAUAACUGAAAGAAUCAUUUGAAAAUUGUGGGAAAAAAUCAUUGAAAUUUCUCAGAAGUUACGUUUUCGUACGGUGUACGGACCAGUAGGAAAUGAUUCUCAUAACGAUAUGUCGCCGUGAUUACUUAAAUGAUGCAUACCUCGUCUUUGUAUACACUUUGUUUCGCAUUUAAAUUAUUCAGGAUAUGUAAUACAUUUCUAGAAUAAUUAACACGUACGUUCAGUAAAUAAAAGAACACGUAAGAAAUAUGUCCACUAGAUACUGUUAUCAGUGUGUACGCUAAUGUAAUAAAACAUUAACGCAAAGAAACAUUUCAAACACAUAUUAUUUUUAUUCACAAGUGGUAUAGAACUUAUGAAACGCUCUGUCUAUAAAAUAAAUUGUGGAACCUUGUAUCUGAGUACAUUUAGAAAGGCAAAAAUUAAUUAGUGGGUUAAGCUGUGUUAUUCUUUAAAAUUUUCCGGGGGCAUCCGGUCGAUUAAAAUUCUCCGAUUCAACUCCAGGUUUGCAGUGUUGCAGGACUCCUCCUCUGACUUUCUGGCUAACAUUCUUCGUGUCGACAAAGCACUGUUUCUUCUUAUUGUAAGAUUAUAUUUUCCACCUCCUAUCUAGAACCAUAAGAGACAUUGCGAUUAAAAAUGUCACCUACUAGGAACCAAUUCCCGGUCAUCCCGCAAUGUGGGCGAACGCGUUGCCAAUUGAACUGUCGAAAAGACAACCAAGUGACCUCCUAUUACAAGUCUUAAGAAGUAACACCAUAGAUUAAAACGACGUUACAAAACAAAACAAGCCAGCAAGUCAGAGGAAGGUCUACUGAAGACCUUGUCAAAUCGGAGAUAUUCAAUCGAGUAGGUUUCAUUCUUAAGAAUAUCCAAGGUCUAUUAGAAACAAUCUCCAACAAUUUUUAAUAUUAUCAUUAACAAUUGAAUGUAUGUCCUCGACGGACGAAAAACAUUCUUUCAUCUGUCACAAUUGUUCGUCAAAAUAAUGAGACGUAGCAGAUGUUCCCUUCAUAGUCUUUGCUUAGUUAGCUCCUGAAAAUUCAGUCUGUAGUGUAAUAAUUUCUUAUCUGUAGUACUUGGUGGCAGGCAAAAUUCUGCUUUACUCCUGAACGAAGUGAUUGUGAUGCUCAAACCAAACACAACGCAACACAAGUGGGAAGCCGUCAGUCGACAACAAUUUUUGGCAAUAUCACUAAAUUGAAGUGCGGGAGACCUAGCUGUUCUUUGCAUCUCUCUCGAGUACAAUUGAAGAAAUAGCCAACUACUAGUUUUUUUACAACACACUGUAAAAUUCUGUACACACUUCACAAGCACAGAAUAUUUUAUUAUUUUAUUUAGAAUGUAAAAUAAUCAACCUAUAAAGUUUAAAGUUUGGUUACAAAUUAAGUGAACAGUUAACGUACACUGGGAACACCAAAGUUAAUUCGGCAGACAUCGAAAUACUGUGGAAAUUGUUACUAAAAUAUUUCACUGCAUUUGUAGUCGGUGCUUCUAUUCAACUGGGCGAGUUCAGAAUGGAAAUUAUAAAAAUAAAAAGUAAUAAAAGUUUAAAACAACGCUCGGUAUAUCAACAUUUUAAAGCACAGUAAUUUAUUUAAUAUAACUUUUUAUUGAAGGUCAAACUUUCGCUAAUGUACAUCUUAGGCUCAUGUACCAUUGGAUUCGAUAAUCGACGUACUAGGAGAAAAAGAUUAAACUAACCUAUACCAAAAAAAAAUAACCCACAUAAUAGAUUAAAACUGCCAAGCAGAACCUGAAAAUUUUAUUAUUGUGGGUCAGAAAAGUUUCCCUGUUAAAAAAUUCUUAAGUAUAAUAUUUUAUUCAAGAGGCAUUUGUCUCUCAGUUAUAGAACACAUUUGGAAUAUAAACCACUUAAUUAAAAUCUGUCCAUGUUGUGCCAAGUAAAUAAAACAUAAAGUAAUUUACAUGUAAAUUCAUUAAUUCGAUCAAUCGUUUUCAAUUUGGACUUUGACUUACGUCAUUUUAUGAAAACGUUUACACAGCCUACACCGAAAUCUGACUAACAAAAGAAAACGUAAUUCUCAAUAAGUAAUUCCCACCAAUCGCAACGACAUAAUUUUUAUUUCAAGAGCAAUUAUUUGCUUUAUCGAAAAGUUGAAUCAAACGUCCAAUGAUGACAUUCCACGAUGUGUAAUAUUUUCUAUGGUGUUAACACGGUUGCCGUAUAACAGCCUUACUAAAAAUCAGAACAAAAUUAUCAAUGCGAAACUAAAAAUUAACUUACACAGCAAACGUAUUACACUAAAUCAGACAUUUUAACAUUAUUUCAAAAUACAAAAGAAAUUAUAUCGAGCCAAGACCAUAUGUUAUUAGUUCGCGUAAUAAUGACGUAUGAAAAUUCAAUAUUCACAUUUAACUCAAUUUCGUUAAUCUAAAAGCAGUCUUUUGUUUGUUACUGACAAGAGCAAUUGUUUUUGUCGAAUACGAGGCCAAAUCAAUUGUGGUCUGCUUACGUACUGCACAUACAAAUGGAGUAAUACAAGGUGUUCUUACGUCAUGAUCUCGUUGUAAUUUAAUAUGUUACACCUCCAUGUAAUAACCAACUACAUGCAUGAAUCAGGGUGAUUUUCGAAACAAUAAUAGUUGCUCAACUAGUCAAGAUAUUCUUUACCUUUCAUGAAACUCCAAGCUUCUCUCCUGUGUUCACAUCAGCCCGGCGAUGAAUCCUGUCCCAGGCUCAAAAAAUCCAGUCUUCAUCCUCACACUUUAUGUAAAACAUUUUUAAUAUUAUCCUCCCUUAUAUGCCUGUAUCACCCAAGUGAUAACUUCUCUUCAGGUUUUAUAUGUACUUAUCGUGUCUCCCAUACGUGUUAUUAAAUAGGGCUUCAAUAUUUAAUGUUGACUGGAAAUAAGACAUGUGAUAUAAACCAAACAUCUACGAGGCGCGUCCACAAAGU
Zootermopsis nevadensis is the source of this 5241-nucleotide messenger RNA. RefSeq names its product octopamine receptor beta-2R. Gene Ontology annotation, cellular component: plasma membrane. Gene Ontology annotation, biological process: positive regulation of MAPK cascade; adenylate cyclase-activating adrenergic receptor signaling pathway. The record is from RefSeq and is a predicted model, not a curated record. Gene Ontology annotation, molecular function: octopamine receptor activity. NCBI's taxonomy places the organism in Eukaryota, Metazoa, Arthropoda, Insecta, Blattodea, Termopsidae.